AUGUCGUCUCAGGCUCACAGAAACCAAUGGGACCUCGACGAGCCUGAUUUGGAGCGACAAGGGGGGAAGUCUCAAGUUAUCUCGAUCGGCAGCAGAUUGAUUGUCUGGUUUCGACUCCUAGCAAAGCGAGCCAGGAACGAUGCACCACCCGAAGACAUGGAUAUAACUUCGCCGGACAGCGCCACACGACCGUCGGCUCUGAGCAUUCGUCUCAAAAAUCGAAGAACAAAACAGUGCUGCUUUUUAUGCAUGAGGAACAGAGACGGCGCUUUUGCCAUUGCUGUACCCUGCGUCAAACCGAUUCAAUACGGCCGAUCCUUUGCCACUCGUGUAAUCUUCGAAGAUGAUGCACAAGAACCAAAUGUUGGUGAUGCAGGAUUGGAAGAGGCCCACACGGAGAGCGACACUGCAGACGAGACAGACGAGAGUGACGCUGCAGUUUUCGAGAGGCUACGAAAAGAAUGUCUGAAGCAACAGGGUUCUUGGAAGAAGUGGCUUCCAUACUACGGAAUUACCAAGGUUGAAGAAGUAAAAUUUGAAGUUACUGGAGUGGUCCAGAAGGACAAGGUAUUCUCAGUCAUUGUGGACCCUUCGGACUUGAAAAAGAUCGAGGACCAGCUAGAUGGCAUUAUCUCCAUGGCCGCAAGCGUCGUUAAUCAUGAAGAUACCUUCGGCGACAUCUGUUGCAGGCACGACCACUAUAACCACCACAGUAGUUACUGUACCGAUAUAAUGGAUGCUUCUGAGGACUGGAAGUGCGUCAAAGACCGCAUUUGCGAUGCCAGGCUUCGCAAGAAGAACCUUCGAAUGUUCGAUAUCCUAACAAAGUGUGGACGGGACCCUCAGAAGGCGAAUGGACUGCGACUCCUUGAAGGAAUGGCCGGGCCGAAAUGGAUAUACGAAGUCAAGUAA
Messenger RNA from Fonsecaea pedrosoi CBS 271.37, 912 nucleotides. RefSeq lists its product as uncharacterized. Lineage: Eukaryota; Fungi; Ascomycota; Eurotiomycetes; Chaetothyriales; Herpotrichiellaceae. The record is from RefSeq and is a predicted model, not a curated record. The transcript is spliced from 2 exons. The coding region runs from base 1 to 912 and encodes 303 amino acids.